GCCCCUCCGCAUCUCCCGGGCGCCGGCGGAGCAGAAUCAAAAUGUCAGACAAAAGUGAUUUAAAAGCAGAACUUGAGCGCAAAAAGCAACGUUUGGCUCAGAUAAGAGAAGAAAAGAAACGGAAGGAGGAAGAAAGGAAGAAGAAAGAGGCUGAUCUACAGCAAAAGAAGGAGCCAGCUCAGGAGGAUUCUGACCUAGACCGCAAAAGAAGAGAGACAGAAGCUUUGUUACAGAGCAUUGGUAUAUCCCCAGAACCACCUCUAGUCCCAACCCCUAUGUCUCCCUCUUCGAAAUCAGUGAGCACACCCAGUGACGCAGGCAGCCAGGACUCAGGAGAUCUGGGACCCAUAGGAAGGACCUUGCAAUGGGACACAGACCCCUCAGUGCUGCAGCUCCAGUCUGACUCUGAACUUGGACGCAGACUGCACAAACUAGGGGUGUCAAAGAUUACCCAGGUGGAUUUCUUACCUCGGGAGGUGGUAUCAUACUCCAAGGAGACACAGACACCUCUUGCCACACAUCAAUCUGAAGAGGAUGAAGAUGAUGAAGAGAUGGUGGAGCCAAAAGCACAGGAUGACUUGGAGAUGGAAAAUCAAGACCAGAAGCAGGAAGUGAAAGAAGCUCCUCCUAGAGAACUGACAGAAGAAGAAAAACAGCAAGUUCUCCAUUCAGAAGAAUUCCUGAUAUUUUUUGACCGGACAAUACGUGUAAUUGAGCGAGCUUUGGCUGAAGAUUCAGACAUCUUCUUUGACUACAGUGGCAGAGAUGUAGAAGAGAAAGAUGGAGACGUUCAAGCAGGAGCUAACCUUUCCUUUAACCGUCAAUUUUAUGAUGAGCACUGGUCGAAGCAUCGUGUCGUCACCUGUAUGGAUUGGUCUCUUCAGUACCCCGAGUUGAUGGUUGCAUCUUAUAACAAUAAUGAAGAUGCUCCACAUGAGCCUGAUGGGGUAGCCUUGGUAUGGAACAUGAAGUUCAAGAAAACCACACCGGAAUAUGUUUUCCAUUGUCAGUCGUCUGUGAUGUCUGUCUGUUUUGCCCGCUUUCACCCAAACCUGGUCGUUGGUGGAACGUACUCUGGCCAAAUUGUCUUGUGGGAUAAUCGCAGUCACAGGCGCACUCCGGUUCAGAGAACUCCCUUAUCUGCUGCUGCUCACACGCAUCCUGUGUAUUGUGUGAAUGUAGUUGGAACACAGAAUGCGCACAAUCUCAUUACCGUCUCUACAGAUGGCAAAAUGUGCUCCUGGAGCCUGGACAUGCUCUCAACUCCACAGGAGAGCAUGGAGCUGGUGUACAAUAAGUCCAAACCAGUGGCGGUUACAGGAAUGGCUUUCCCAACCGGAGAUGUCAAUAACUUUGUCGUUGGUAGUGAAGAGGGAACAGUCUACACAGCCUGUCGUCAUGGAAGUAAAGCUGGCAUUGGUGAAAUUUUUGAAGGCCACCAAGGACCCGUCACAGGAAUCAAUUGUCACAUGGCAGUGGGUCCAAUUGACUUUUCCCAUCUCUUUGUCACAUCAUCAUUUGACUGGACAGUCAAGUUGUGGACCACAAAGCACAACAAGCCGCUCUACUCCUUUGAAGACAAUGCCGACUAUGUCUACGAUGUCAUGUGGUCGCCAGUGCAUCCCGCGCUCUUCGCCUGCGUGGACGGGAUGGGGCGCCUGGAUCUGUGGAACCUGAAUAACGACACCGAGGUUCCCACAGCCAGCGUCACCAUAGAAGGCGCUUCUGCCCUCAACCGUGUCCGCUGGGCCCAGGCUGGGAAGGAGGUAGCAGUUGGUGAUUCAGAAGGCCGCAUAUGGAUCUAUGAUGUUGGAGAGCUGGCUGUUCCCCACAACGACGAAUGGACCCGCUUCGCUCGGACCCUGGUGGAAAUCCGCGCCAACCGAGCAGACAGCGAAGAGGAAGGGGCGGUGGAGCUGUCGGCCUAGAGGAAGAGAAGGAGCGGCGCCCGCCGUCGCCAGAACAGCAGCUUUCCCCGCUGAGUACGCUGGUGUUCAGUGUCAGAGUCAGUCUUGCUGUGGCUUUUGAUGCCAGUGUACGUGCCAGUAUUGCUCAAAGCAUUCCGUAUUAAUCACGCUGCUUUACACAAGGCUGAAAAUAUCCAGAGCAUUUUCAUACUUUAUAUUUCUGUCUGAAAAGUAAGAAAGAAAAGACAAAUCAACCCUUUAUGGGUUUAGUUGUUGCCUUUUAACUACUUAGUAGCUGUAUUUAAUAGCUAGGAACCCCUGGUUAAACUUGUGCUCACAUUGCCCUUCUGGCAUAGUCCUAUUAAAUCCAUAUGAAGCCAGAUAUGAUUAUGUGCAGAUGUGGUGUGCUUCACUGUAUGGGACUGGGCCAAAGACUUUAGAUGUGGUGUUUCACAUGGUGACUUACAUUAUGAAUGGAUGUACUAUACGAAAGUUGCUGCUCCUUAUUUAUUGCGGUGUGCUGCAUGGAACAUAUUUAUUUGAAAGCAUUAAAAUAAACGAUCCUAAAGCAUGUGCAUAAUGAGAGAACUGCAUUGUCUGUGUGCUGCUGUAGAGGUUACAUUAAAGUCUACAUAACAAUUACAGUACAUCAGUUGUGCUUAAGAUGUAAGAUCUAUAAAGGUUGGCUUGAGUGGAUGGAAUGAGUUUCCUUUUUUUUUUUAAGAUGCCUAUUAUUUCUAGGCACUUUAACUAUAUUUCAAAUACAGUUGGUCACUGAUACUUGUCAUGCAAGUUAACACUAACAGUCUGACAAAGGGU
Gymnogyps californianus (California condor) is the source of this 2726-nucleotide messenger RNA. RefSeq names its product dynein cytoplasmic 1 intermediate chain 1 (gene DYNC1I1). Lineage: Eukaryota; Metazoa; Chordata; Aves; Accipitriformes; Cathartidae. The record is from RefSeq and is a predicted model, not a curated record. The coding region runs from base 42 to 1928 and encodes 628 amino acids. Gene Ontology annotation, cellular component: cytoplasmic dynein complex. Gene Ontology annotation, biological process: transport along microtubule. Gene Ontology annotation, molecular function: dynein heavy chain binding; dynein light chain binding. The transcript has 17 exons.